AUGUCUGGCGCAUCAAACCAUCCGCGAACCAGCACAACUGACCCCCCCAAACCCAGUCUCACGUCCUGUCCCCCUAUCUUUGUCCUCUCGACCCAUUUGUCACUGGAAGAGCUGCAUGAUGUUGAAGAAAAUCUUGAGCUGCGCGGUGCAUCGUUGACGUAUGACCCCUCCGAGGCAAGGCUGGUUCUGGGGAGAGUUCGGCAGAAGAAGAGGGCCGCAUUGGAACUGAGGGCUCAUGGUGUCUGGACGGAGGAAGUUCACCCUUCAAGUGCGCUCUCUGAUCAUGAGCCUCCUGAGAAACGGAGGCGGGUUGAUCCGAAGACUCGAUGGGGUCCUGUUGAUCUUACUUCAGAGGGGCGGAGAUCACCGUCACCGGAUGGGCUAUCUGUCGCAUCUGGUCCGUCGGUUGCGUCGACAGUCUCCUCUGAUGGAGCUAUGGAUGUGAUCAAAGUUGUUAGAUUGGAGUGGUUGGAUAAAUCCAUCGCGUCGGGGUGCCUGCUCCCCGUGGAUCUGUUCGUUGUGUACCAGGCUCGCAUUACGGAGCGCCCUGAAGAAUUCGAGCACCAUCACGAGGGCAGUAGAUCAAGGAGAACCCCAGUCACUGUUGUUGGGGGUCAGAUAUUGCAGCGAGCGAAAGCGGAUGCCACGUUACAACCCUCUGCGGCAGUUUCUUCGAACCGGUUUUUAAGUCGUCGAACGAAGGAGCAAGACCACGGUCAACGUCCACCGCCGAAACUACAUCGACAGACUACAUCCGAGCAUGAUGAGGCCAUUCCAAUGCCGCCGGCUCCAGAUUGGGUCAAGAACCACGUCAAGUACGCCUGUAUGCGCUCUACGCCACUCCACCCACCGAACGAGACCUUUAUCAACCAGCUCUUGAAGAUCCGAAGGAUCAGAGAAUUAACGCUUGACGAAGUUGGGGUCCGAGCCUACAGUACCUCUAUUGCUGCCAUAGCGGCAUACCCUUACGAACUUCGAACGACUAAGGAAGUCCUUUCUCUACCGGGCUGUGAUAUGAAAAUUGCCAACCUCUUUGCAGAAUUCAGAGAUAGUCCCAACGACAUCAUUUCGGCAGCAAAGGUGCUCGACACCGACCCCACUCUAAAAACCCUGAACAAAUUCUAUAGCAUCUGGGGUGUAGGCGCCAAGACAGCCCGCGACUUCUACUACUUCCGCCACUGGCGUGAUCUAGACGAUAUCGUGGAGUAUGGCUGGAACACACUCCCGCGCGUGCAACAGAUCGGCGUCAAGUACUACGACGAGUUCAGAGAAGGGGUUCCUCGGAAAGAGGUCGAGGAGAUUGCAAGGACGGUUCAUCGACAUGCGAAUCUUGUUCGUCCGGACUCGUCGUAUGACGGACGCGGAGUCGAGUGCGUCAUCGUCGGCGGCUACAGACGAGGGAAAGAGGUUUCAGGAGAUGUUGACCUCGUCCUUUCCCAUCGGGACGAGCCAGUGACCAAGAAUCUUGUGGUGGAUAUUGUCGGCAGUCUUGAGGAAGAAGGGUGGAUCACGCACACGCUUGCGUUGCAUAUGACGAGUUCUAAUAGAGAGCAGCAGACUCUCCCUUUCCAUGGAGGGGGCACCAGGAAGCAUUUCGACACUCUGGAUAAAGCAUUGGUUGUCUGGCAGGAUCCUCGUUUCAACGACGACGAUGGCGGCGGCGGCGAGGAGGAAGAAAAAGAAGAACAAAAAGAAAGCCAGCAAGGCUCACCCAAAAGAAAACAACCUAAACGCAACCCUAACCCCCAUCGACGCGUCGAUAUCAUCAUCUCCCCCUGGAGAACAGUCGGCUGUGCCGUACUGGGCUGGUCAGGCGAUAUGACCUUUGAGCGCGAUCUACGGCGGUACACGAAGAAAGUGCAUGGCUGGAAAUUUGACUCCAGCGGUGUGCGGGAGCGAAGGAGCGGCGGCCGUGUCAUUGAUCUUGAGGGAUCUGGGAGGACAUGGGAGGAGAGAGAACGGCUUGUUAUGGAAGGGCUGGGGGUUGGUUGGAGGGAUCCGACAGAGAGAUGUUCACGGUGA
Messenger RNA from Monascus purpureus, 2022 nucleotides. The record is from the annotation of a GenBank genome assembly. Lineage: Eukaryota; Fungi; Ascomycota; Eurotiomycetes; Eurotiales; Aspergillaceae.